Wasmannia auropunctata (little fire ant) is the source of this 608-nucleotide messenger RNA. RefSeq names its product venom acid phosphatase Acph-1-like. NCBI's taxonomy places the organism in Eukaryota, Metazoa, Arthropoda, Insecta, Hymenoptera, Formicidae. The transcript has 4 exons. The annotation marks the transcript as partial. The record is from RefSeq and is a predicted model, not a curated record.
UGUUCGUAAACGAGAUCAGACAGUACGGUAAGAUAACCAGUAGAGGUAAAAUCUUGAGAAAUAAUGUUGCAUAGUAAUUGCAUAUCGCUCAGUAUAUUUGUACAGUUUUCAGUUCGAGGAGAAGAAGCGAAGAAUUGAAAACGCAGUAUAGUACCUGUCUCCCGAAGAGAAGAGACGCGUAAAAAUGACCGAGUUACACUUUGCCUGCAUCAUGCUCGCAUUAUGUAUCUGCGUACAUCCGAAUUCAGCUGUACCAGACUUAAAAUUUAUGCAUGUUCUGUUCGCGCAUAAGUUGUACGCGCCAUGGGAAGACGACGCGGAAACGAACCAGACCAGCAUCCCGGAAACUUUAUCGUAUGAAUCCUUCAUUUCUGCUACGAUGAAUAUACCGGUGAAUGCAGAGCUCGACAUGUACGUUCUCGGGGCAUAUCUGCGCGAGGCUUACAACGAAUUCUUGGGUAACACGUACACGCCGGACAUUAUGAAAACGCGUACGACGGAGCAUCCCCUGUCGAUCUUAUCGGCCCAACUUGUUAAUGCCGGCUUGUGGCCUCCGACGAAAGGUCAGAUAUGGAUGGAAAACUUCAAUUGGCAACCAAUACCAGUUG